AUGCAGGAUAUGCCUGCUAUGACCAUGAUAAGCCUUGCCGGACCUGGUGGGGUGGACGGGUGGACGGGUGGACACGGCAGCAACGUCCGUGUUUUGAUCCCCGCCAACGGUCCAGCUUUCCAACUACAUCUCCUCAACCAGAUCUCAGCCAACAACUUCGAUUCGUGCCGCAAAACGCAGCCAUUCCUCCAAUCACAAUACAAAAGCGCGCAGCCUGAUCAGACGGAUCACCUUGAGCCACGAUCCAACAACUUGCUCCCCCAUCCGCAGCAAACGCGCUCAGUCGCGCGCAGCGGCCAGCAAAACAAACUCACCAUGUCGCACCUAGGCUCUCAUCUGGAGCAAAUCCACUACUCUUGUCAAGGCAUCGACCUUCUCCCCUUACCCGUUCUUGCAAGCUUCCCACCGCCCAAAAUCUUCACGAACGCGCUCCUCUCCCGCCACGACAUCACGUCUCUGAUCCGGGACACGGAAUCCCACGAACGCGCGCUCUUCUCCGUCCCGGCGCCGCCCCCGCCAGUUCCCGCCAGCACCGCGAGCAAACGCGCUCCCGAAGCCGGCGACGCCAAGACGCAGCAACCGGCGGCUAAGCGCCGCCAAACCGUCUUCAACGUGACCACCACGGGCGACGUCGUCACCACCGGCCCCCGCCACAACACACAACCACAACCAGCGCGCAAACACACGGCCGUCGCCGCCGUCCUCGGGGGGUCCAUGCACCAGCGUCUGCAGCGGAGCGACGCGGCCGUCGACGUCGAGGUGCUGCUCCGCGGCGCCGAGACGCUGUGCGGCGUGUACGAGCUUCCCGGGGCGAGGGAGCGCAUCGCCUCGCUGCGCGCCAAGUGGCGCAACGGGCGGGAGACGGUGGCGUACUACGAGGCGAGGGUCGCGGAGCAGGCCGUCGCGUUGGCGGGGCUGAGCCGGAACUGGAUGGACGAGGAGGACGAGGCGCCCGGCGCGGAGGAAGGGGAAGGGGAUGUGUGGACCGUGGAGGAUUUGAAGAGGGAGGAGGAGCAGGCGAGAGAGCUGGAGACGAAAAAGAAGGAGCUGCAGGCGAGGCUGCGCGCCAUGGAAAAGGACCUGGGUGGGCUGAGGAGCAUGUAA
Molecule: messenger RNA, 1104 nt
Organism: Cordyceps militaris CM01
Lineage: Eukaryota; Fungi; Ascomycota; Sordariomycetes; Hypocreales; Cordycipitaceae
Product: DASH complex, subunit Spc34
Exons: 3
Coding region: 1-1104 (367 amino acids)
Biological process (GO): attachment of spindle microtubules to kinetochore
Cellular component (GO): spindle microtubule; DASH complex
Source: RefSeq, a predicted model, not a curated record